CUCCGACUUGGAGCACAGUUGUGUGUGCAUUUCUGUAUGCCUUUUGUUGCUGCUGUAAACAGGAAGAAACAAACUAAGGCAAGCGCGUGUUUAAGUGAAGCAGAGGGAGGAACAAAGGAAAAUUGCAAGAACAUUAUCUCAUUCUGCUGCCAAGCAGGGCACAUGGAGAUCCUGGGGUGUCCAGGAGGAAGAUGACAAGACAGAAGCCCAGGUGGAGCUCUGAGGGGUAUCUAUCCUCAGUUGCUUGGCUGGCCCUGCCGUAGUACACCUAGCGUUUGAUCAUCUGGGAAGAUUGGUGACCUUUGGCUUUUGAAGCUGCACUGCAGGAGCAGCAGGCUCAUCCAGGGAGGAAAGCAAGCAGUCAUCCUCAGAGGGGAGACAGUCUCCAGGAGCAGAUGGGCUCACAGCGCUACCUUGGAGAUUGGUGAUUUUCUAAAUCCAAAGGAGAAGUCCAGGAAGGGACCGUGAAUUCUCUUUUGAGUUUCAACUAACAGAAUAAAAGGUAAGCUGCAACUUCAAAAAACUCAAAAGAGCUUUUUCAGUAUACCAAUCUUAGGGCAACUGAAGAAAAUAAUCUGUAAAGCAGAUGAAUGCUUCGAAUGGAUUUUGUCAGGGUUUGCCUAAAAGAUUUUAACAAAGAGUUCAAGUAGAUAAAGACAUGGAAAGCUGGGAUGAAAUGAUUUUGAAGCCCAUCUGCAUCUGAAGCCAUGAUUUAAAUACCAUCAUUAAGAUUUCAACAAGAAAAACUUAAACUUCGUGGGAUUCCCACAUCAAAGAAAAGUUGCAAGUUUUCAGAAAGAGUUCUCAUUUGACAAUAAAGAAAAACUCACUUCCCGCAAAAGUAGAUUCGAUGCUGAAAUUUUAACUACACUUCCUAAAGUUGCAGAAUUAAGAAAACUCUUUGAACCAAAGAAAGAACUUACAGAAAUGAAAAGAAAAGAGAGAAUUGCAAGGCGCCUGGAAGGGAUUGAAAAUGAAACCCAGCCCAUCCUCUUGCAGAGCUGCACAGGAUUAGUGACUCAUCGCCUGCUGGAGGAAGACACGCCCAGAUACAUGAGAGCCACAGACCCUGCCAGCCCCCACACUGGUCGAUCAAACGAAGAGGAAGAAACAUCUAAAUCUUCUUUAGAAAAGCAAAUUCAAUCCAAAUAUUGCACAGAAACCCCAGGGGUCCAUGGUGAUCCACCAUAUGGUUCAAGUACCAUGGACACCCACGGUCUCGAGUCCAAAGCUGAAAGAAUUGCAAGGUACAAAGCAGAAAGGAGACGUCAGCUGGCAGAAAAAUAUGGGCUGACUCUGGAUCCUGAUGCAGACUCUGAAUAUUCAUCUCGGUAUACCAAGUCUAGGAAGGACCCUGAUGCUGUUGAGAAACGGGGAGGAAAAUGUGAGAAGCAAGAAAAGCCAAGCAAAGAUUUGAGUUCUCCAUACUCCAGGACUGAGACCAUGGGGCUCAGGACCUGUGCAGUGGAAUCCAGGGACUAUGCCCUCCACAGAAGUGAGGUUUCUGAUAAGGAGGUGCUGCUAAAUAUAGAAAACCAAAGAGGAUGUCAAGAGCUGAGUGCCACCCGGCAGUCUCAAGACCUGUCCCCAACAGUUGAGAGUUCCUCAUCCUUCUCGUUCUCUGGGCGAGACUCCUCCUUCGCUGGGCGAGACUCCUCCUUCACUGAAGUGCCAAGGUCCCCAAAGCAAAUGUCCUGCUCCUCUCUUCAGCAACCUGCCUCCCUGAGCCACUCCAGUGGUGACCAGACACUGACCCCAGAGGCUCGGUCCAGCACAGGGAAGCUCAAACAUGAGUGGUUUCUCCAGAAAGAUUCUGAAGGGGACACACCUUCACUUAUCAACUGGCCUUCCAGAGUUAAAGUUAGAGAAAAGUUGGUGAAAGAGGAGAGUGCUCGCAGCAGCCCUGAGCUUGCCUCAGAGUCCUUAGCUCAGAGGAGACAUCAGCCGCUGUCAGUCCAUUACCUAUCCUUUCAGUCAGAAAACUCAGCCUUCGAUAGGGUCGCAAGCAAAGCAGUGAGCUCUGUGAGACAGCCGAGCCGUGGCUACGUCCAGCCAGUGGACCCCGUGCACACAGUCAAGCUGGUGACCGCAGAAACCCCAGAAAAUACAUCUGAGUGCAGCUGGGCAGGAUCAGCCACCCCAAAUGUCAUAAAGCCUUCCACCUCGAAGGUUCUAGAAGAUGAGAAAAGAGAUGCCCCAGUCCUUCAUAUUUCUGAAUCUAAAGAAGAAGAUGAUACGCUCUUCACUGAAGCUCUGGAGAAGAACCAGAAAACACUCUUGACCUUGGAGGAGGAUGGGCUUGCAAGCAGUCACAAAGCCUCCUCUGGGAACGAAGACUUGGGGCAGCAGCCUGCUGUUAGCACAGUCUCCUUAGAACCUCAGAAGGAACCUCAAGUUCAGCUCCAGCCUGCUGAGAGAAUGGGCCGAAGUGAAAUGGUUUUGUAUGUUCAGAGUGAGCCUGUGUCCCAGGAGGCCACACUAACCAGUCGCAAAAAGGGAGCACCUCCGAAGAAGCACAAGGUCCUUACCCGCUCGCUGUCUGAUUACACGGGUCCCCCUCAGCUCCAGGCCUUGAGGUGUAAGGACCCAGCUCCAAAGCGAGAGCUGGAGCCACAGAGUUCCAAGACCGAAGGGCCCAGUGCAGAAGCCAGCAUCCUGGACACCAAGGUCUCCGUUGCCCAGCUCCGAAAUAUGUUUCUGGAGUCUGUCAGAGCCAACAAGAAACCUGAACUCCAAUCACGGGUUGAGAAGUCAUCCGAAGGACUUGGCUUGCCUACCCGUAUGGAACGGGAGAGAGGGUCCCGGAAACCAAGACGCUAUUUUUCUCCUGGUGAAAGUAGAAAAACUUCUGAGCGAUUUAGAACUCAACCUAUAACCUCAGCAGAACGAAAGGAAUCGGAUAGGUAUACUUCAAGUUCAGAAAUGCCAACUGUUGAAGAUGAAGAAAAGGUAGAUGAACGAGCCAAACUGAGUGUUGCUGCCAAGAGGCUGCUUUUCAGGGAAAUGGAGAAAUCAUUUGAGGAACAAAAUGUCCCAAAAAGAUGCUCGAGAAACCCAGCCGUGGAGCAAAGGCUGCGCCGCCUGCAGGACAGGUCUCACACCCAGCCCAUAACCACUGAGGAAGUCGUCAUUGCCACCACUGAAUCUAUCGCUGCUUCGUGUUCUGGGGUCACCCAACCUGUAAUGACGAGACUUCCUAGUCCUACUGUAGCUAGGAGCUCUGUGCAGCCCGCCAGAUUACAGGCAUCUGUUCACCAAAAGGCUUUAACCAGGGACGAGGCAAAUGAGGGCAAAGAUUCUGCUGAACCAGGAGAACCUGAUUCCUCCACUCUGAGCUUAGCAGAGAAGUUGGCCUUGUUUAACAAAUUGUCCCAGCCGGUCUCAAGAACUAUUUCUACCCAAAACAGAAUAGACAUGAGACAGAGGAGAAUGAAUGCCCGCUAUCAAACCCAACCCGUCACACUUGAAGAGGUGGAACAGGUGCAAAAUGGGAAACUCAUUCCCUUCUCACCUACUGUGAACACAUCUGUGUCCACCAUGGCCUCUACUGCCACCCCGAUGUAUGCAGGGGAUCUUCGGACAAAGCCAUCUGUUGAUGACAGUACAGAUACCACUGACUAUAAGUUUCCUUCUUCGAUAGAAAAUGCAGACUUUCCAAUAAAAGGCAUUCUGAAAUCACAAGCCUGGCAGCCUUUGGCGGAGGGUAGUGGGAGCAAAGGAGUGAUGAGAGAAUUUGGAGAGACAGAAAGCAAGAGAGCUUUGGCUGGAGACAGUGGUAUUAAGAAGUACGGGUCCUAUGAGGAAGCAGAACUCUCCUACCCUGUCGUUGGCAGAGUCAGGGAAGGGGAUAGCCAUAAGGACUCUAAAUACCCUGUUCCAAGGAAAGGAAGCCUGGAACUAGCCAACCCCUACAUCGCUCAUCUUGAUGAAGAACCAAAGGAAUUUUCUACUGCCAAAAGCAGUGCACAAAGAAAUCUGGACUUGAAAGACAGGCAGCCCUUUGAGGAAAAGGUGGACAUGGAGAAUGUCACAAAAAGGAAGUUUUCACUCAGAGCCUCAGAGUUCGGGGAGCCUGCUUCUGAGCAGACAGGGAUAGCUGCUGGGAAAACUGUUGCUCAAAUGGCAACCCCAGGGUCCUGGAAGCAGGAAGAUUCUUCAGAACAACUACAAGAGAAGUACUAUAAGAAUCCAUGCACCAUGUUUGCUGUAGGAGAGAUCAAAGCGCCCAUGGAGGAAGGCAUCCUUGAUUCGCCUAGCAAAACCAUGUCAAUUAAAGAAAGAUUGGCACUGUUGAAGAAGAGUGGUGAGGAAGACUGGAAGAGCAGAAUUAACAGAAAGCAGGAUUAUGGCAAAGCAUCUGCCAAUGACAGCCUGCACAUCCAGGAAGUGGAACAGUCGAUGAAGAAGAAGGAAGAAGGAGGAUUUACAGAUGAUAAUGACAUUUCUAAUCUGCUUUGGGAACCUGUAUAUGCUUCUACUUAUUCUCCUGCUAUACCUGCUGCCCGUAAAUACCUGUCUUUUGUAUCUAUUAAUCAGUGGGUCACAGAAAGUCCAGAAAGCCAGAUGACGAUCGAGGAGAGGAAGCACCUCAUCUCUGUGCGGGAGGAGGCUUGGAAGACCAAGGGCAGGGGGGCCUCCAACGACUCCACCCAGUUCACUGUGGCCGGCAAAAUGGUGAAGAAAGGUUUAGCAUCACCUACGGCCAUAACUCCAGUAGCGUCCCCUAUUUGCAAUAAAUCAAGGGGUACUACACCAGUUACCAAACCCCAAGAAGAUAUUGAAGCCAGACCAGAUAUGCAGUUGGAAUCGGACUUGAAGUUGGACAAGCUGGAAACCUUUCUAAGGCGGCUGAAUAACAAAGUUGGUGGGAUGCAGGAAACAAUUCUCACCGUCACCCGUAAAUCUGUUAAGGAGGUGAUGAAGUUGGAUGAUGAUGAAACCUUUGCCAAAUUUUACCGCAGCGUGGAUUGUAAUACACCAAAAAGUCCUGUGGAGCUGCAGGAGGACUUUGAUGUUAUUUUUGAUCCUUUUGCACCCAAGUUGACGUCCUCCGUGGCUGAGCACAAGCGUGCUGUGAGACCCAAACGCCGAGUCCAGGCUUCCAAGAACCCCCUGAAAAUGCUGGCAGCGAGAGAGGAUCUCCUGCAGGAGUACACUGAGCAGAGGCUGAACGUCGCCUUCAUGGAGUCAAAGCGGAUGAAAGUAGAAAAGAUGUCCUCCAACUCCAACUUCACCGAGGCUACUCUGGCCGGCUUAGCCAGUAAGGAGAACUUCAGCAGCGUCAUCCUGCGGAACGUCAACCUGACGGAGCAGAAUUCUAACAACAGCGCGGUGCCCUAUAAGAAGCUGAUGUUGUUACAGAUCAAAGGAAGAAGACACGUUCAGACAAGGCUGGUAGAACCUCGCGCCUCGUCACUCAACAGUGGGGACUGCUUCCUUCUGCUCUCUCCCCAGUUCUGCUUCCUAUGGGUGGGAGAGUUUGCCAACGUCAUCGAGAAGGCAAAGGCUUCAGAACUCGCAACUUUAAUUCAGACAAAGAGGGAACUUGGUUGUAGAGCUACAUACAUCCAAACCUUAGAAGAAGGAAUUAAUACACACACUCACGCAGCCAAAGACUUCUGGAAGCUCCUAGGUGGCCAAACCAGUUACCAGUGUGCCGGAGACCCUAAAGAAGAUGAGCUGUAUGAGACAGCCAUUAUAGAAACAAACUGUAUUUACCGUUUGAUGGAUGACAAACUUGUUCCUGAUGAUAACUACUGGGGGAAGAUCCCAAAGUGCUCCCUUCUUCAACAAAAAGAGGUCCUGGUGUUUGACUUUGGUAGUGAAGUUUACGUGUGGCAUGGGAAAGAAGUCACCUUAGCACAGCGCAAAAUAGCAUUUCAGCUGGCAAAGCACUUGUGGAAUGGAACCUUCGACUAUGAGAAUUGUGACAUCAAUCCACUGGAUCCUGGAGAAUGCAAUCCACUUAUUCCCAGGAAAGGACAGGGGCGGCCUGAUUGGGCAAUAUUUGGGAGACUUACUGAACACAAUGAAACUAUUUUGUUCAAAGAGAAAUUUCUCGAUUGGACUGAACUGAAGAGACCUACUGAGAAGUGCGCUGGGGAUCUUGUCCAGCAGAAGGAAGACCCUAGGACUGACAUCAGGCCAUAUGAUGUCACGCGGAUGGUGGCAGUGCCCCAGAUGACAGCCGGCACCAUCCUGGACGGGGUGAACAUUGGCCGUGGCUACGGCCUGGUGGAAGGGGACGACAGAAGGCACUUUGAGAUUGCCAGCAUCUCCGUGGAUGUCUGGCAUAUCCUAGAAUUCGACUACAGCAGGCUCCCCCGGCAGAGCAUCGGGCAGUUCCAUGAAGGUGACGCCUAUGUGGUCAAGUGGAAGUACAUGGUGAGCACCACAGUGGGAAGUCGACAAAAGGGAGAGCACUCGGCAAGAGUGACUGGCAAAGAGAAAUGUGUGUAUUUCUUCUGGCAAGGCCGGCAUUCAACUGUGAGUGAGAAGGGAACCUCAGCUCUGAUGACUGUGGAGCUGGACGAGGAAAGGGGGGCCCAGGUCCAGGUUCUGCAGGGAAAGGAGCCCCCCUGUUUUCUACAGUGUUUCCAGGGGGGGAUGGUGGUGCACUCAGGGAGACGGGAAGAGGAAGAAGAAAAUGCACAAAGUGAGUGGAGACUGUACUGUGUGCGUGGAGAAGUUCCCAUGGAAGGGAAUUUGCUGGAAGUGGCCUGUCACUGUAGCAGCCUGAGGUCCAGGACUUCCAUGGUUGUUCUCAACGUAAAUAAGGCCCUCAUUUACCUGUGGCACGGGUGCAAAGCGCAAGCCCACACGAAGGAGGUUGGAAGGACUGCAGCAAAUAAAAUCAAAGAACAAUGUCCCCUGGAGGCAGGAUUGCACAGUAGCAGCAAUGUGACAAUACAUGAGUGUGACGAAGGAUCUGAGCCACUGGGAUUCUGGGACGCUUUAGGAAGAAGAGAUCGGAAAGCCUACGAUUGCAUGCUUCAAGAUCCUGGCAGCUUUAACUUCGCUCCCCGCCUGUUCAUCCUCAGCAGCUCCUCUGGAGAUUUCUCAGCCACGGAGUUUGUGUACCCCGCCAGUGCCCCCACUCUGAUCAGCUCCAUGCCCUUCCUGCAGGAAGAUCUGUACAGUGCCCCGCAACCAGCACUUUUCCUUGUUGACAAUCACCAUGAGGUGUACCUCUGGCAAGGCUGGUGGCCCAUCGAGAACAAGAUCACCGGGUCUGCCCGCAUCCGCUGGGCCUCUGACCGGAAGAGCGCCAUGGAGACCGUCCUCCAGUACUCCAGAGGAAAGAAUCUCAAGAAACCGCCCCCCAAGUCUUACCUUAUCCACGCUGGUCUGGAACCCCUGACGUUCACCAACAUGUUUCCCAGCUGGGAGCACAGGGAGGACAUUGCUGAGAUCACAGAAAUGGACAUGGAAGUUUCGAAUCAGAUCAUCCUUGUGGAAGAGGUCUUGGCCAAGCUCUGCAAAACCAUUUAUCCACUGGCUGAUCUCCUCGCCAGGCCACUCCCGGAAGGAGUGGAUCCUCUAAAGCUUGAGAUUUAUCUCACGGAUGAAGACUUUGAGUUUGCACUGGACAUGACAAGAGACGAAUACAAUGCGCUGCCCACGUGGAAGCAGGUGAACCUCAAGAAAGCAAAAGGCCUGUUCUGAGUGGGAGAGGAACUGUGGUGGUCACUUUCAAUACCACUGGACCAGAAAAAAUGAAUAUUUUUUUGGACUGGUAUUUUUUUUUUUUUAAAGAAUGGUAUUUUUAAAACAAGAGUUUUUCAGAACCUGACCUUAUUAACUAUUCUGCGCAUCCCAGAGUUGUGCAUUUUGUAAAUGUUUAAGAGAACUCUUUGGAAACUACCUUUCCACAGUUCAGGGGUGAUGUCAAUAAAAGCAUCAGUCAUAAGCAGCGAGCGACUCCCCAGCAGCGGCUACAGCACUGCCCUCUUGGUCCAGCAAAAGCAUUGCCUUUUUUUGGUUCGUUUGUGUUUUUUUUUUUUUUUUUUUUUUUUGAAGCAGUUCUCUUUAUAAAGUGUUAUUUUGAUAGUUUGUGGAUUCUAAAAUAUAUAUAUAUUUAUAUAAACACCGUAUAAAUCAAUAUGUAUUUAACAAAGCAAUAUGUAUUCAUUCACUUUUCUGUUGUUGUUGUUUUUUGGUGUCAAAAUAUUAUUAAAAGGUAGAUGGAGUUGCUUCUGUUGAAUUAGGUCUGCCACCCAUCUGUAUGCUCACGUGCGAUCAGAAGCCUUCCUUCGGCGUUAGUCUGACUUGUUCUGAGUACUGCUUCCGGUGCUAAAACGAACAAAGCAUUUGUACUUAAGAGCAUGGACUUUGGCGAGUCUGUGUGAAACCAACCUUUCUACCUUAAUAUAUCCCCCAAAAUGUAUAGUGCCUUGUUUUUAUGUACAGUUUAUAUACAGAAAUGUUUGCUCUGCAUUUUUUUUUUUUUUUGAUGAUGGUUUGGAACAUUAUUUACAGUUUUACUCUCAAAUAGUAGAAAUAAAAACAUCUCAGUUUCUAAUAACUAUUGUAAACAUUACACAUGUCAUUUUGUGACAGGACUCCCAAAUAAAGACUUCAGGAUAAUCACAACAAUUAACUGAUUGAUUCACAUUAAA
Molecule: messenger RNA, 8618 nt
Organism: Marmota monax (woodchuck)
Lineage: Eukaryota; Metazoa; Chordata; Mammalia; Rodentia; Sciuridae
Gene: Svil
Product: supervillin
Exons: 43
Coding region: 928-7665 (2245 amino acids)
Biological process (GO): actin polymerization or depolymerization; barbed-end actin filament capping; cytoskeleton organization
Cellular component (GO): cytoplasm; actin cytoskeleton
Molecular function (GO): phosphatidylinositol-4,5-bisphosphate binding; actin filament binding
Source: RefSeq, a predicted model, not a curated record